Messenger RNA from Xiphophorus couchianus (Monterrey platyfish), 2690 nucleotides. RefSeq names its product catechol-O-methyltransferase b (gene comtb). Gene Ontology annotation, biological process: developmental process; dopamine metabolic process; catecholamine catabolic process. The coding region runs from base 439 to 1233 and encodes 264 amino acids. The transcript has 7 exons. Gene Ontology annotation, molecular function: catechol O-methyltransferase activity. NCBI's taxonomy places the organism in Eukaryota, Metazoa, Chordata, Actinopteri, Cyprinodontiformes, Poeciliidae. The record is from RefSeq and is a predicted model, not a curated record.
CCGGUUAUUAAUGGAAUCCUUUAAUUCAAGCCAAACAUCUAGAAGAGGAAAGCGGUUUUCUCCGCUCCAAAGACUCCUCACGUUAAGACUAAAAACAACUAACGCUGUGACGGAUGCUUCUUGUUUUUCUGCGGAGCGUGGAGAUUUUCGGCAGGCUGCACAUUCCCCGCAUGCCCACAUCUCGCUUGAGCAGAGGAGGACGGGGGAGGAGUUAGCUUCGUGUAAACUCGGGCAUAUAUGUCCGGCUUUCCAAACACAUUUUCCCUGGAGCGGCGACGAGGCGAGAAGAGGACGGAGGAACUCCACCUGACCACACGGGGAAAGUCUCUCGUGUUGGAUCGCAAGGAAGACGCGAUUGGAUGUGGCAGCAGGAGCAGCUCCUGUAUUGUACCCUGCACAGUAAACACCCAUCUCAUUAUCUAAACACAAAGGGACAGGAUGUGGCUGACUCUCCUCUACGGCUGCGCCGGCGGGGCCGCUCUGCUGUACGCGCUCUACAGAUGGGUGAUCCCGUCCGUCGUGCAGUACCACGCGGGUCUCGCGCUCGUUUGGCACGACACCAUCGUGGAGGGAUUGCUGAACACCCUGACCCAGACCACGCGUCCUCAGCGAAUGUUGGCUGCAGUGCAGAAGAACGCCACUAGAGGGGACCCUCGCAGCGUGGUGAAAGCCAUCGAUCAGUUCUGCAGACAGAAGGAGUGGGCUAUGAAUGUGGGAGAUGAGAAAGGGUGCAUCCUGGACUCCGUGGUGACUGAAGUGAACCCGGCGACGGUGCUGGAGCUGGGAACCUACUGCGGCUACUCCACCGUGCGCAUCGCCAGCCUGCUGCCGCCUGACGCCAAGCUCAUCACCCUGGAGUUCAACCCACACAACGCCGCCAUAGCUCGCCAGGUGAUCGCUUGGGCAGGAUUGGGAGACAAGAUCCAGUUAGUGGAAGGGGCAUCUGGUGACUGGAUCCCCAAAAUGAAGGAGAAGUUUGGGAUAGAAACGUUUGAUUUGGUUUUCUUGGAUCACUGGAAAGAUCGCUACCUUCCCGACACAAAGCUGAUGGAGGAGUGCGGUCUCCUCAGGAAAGGCAGCAUCCUAUUGGCAGAUAACGUCAUCUCCCCAGGAACGCCCGACUACCUGGAGUACAUUCGCAACAGCCCCCGGUAUAAAAGCCAGUACUUCAGAUCUCACCUGGAGUACACCAAAGCGGAAGAUGGUUUGGAGAAAUCGGUUUUCUUAGGGUAGAUCUUCGGCAGAAGAGCCUCAAACGCACAUUUCAGAAUCAUCCAGAGAACAAGAAAUCCCGUCUCUUUUUCUAAUGUAACGAAGACAUCAACUUGAAAAUAAAAGUAACAUGAAAUACAAAUGCAACGUUGCGUUCUUUAUUAUGCUAUUGCUCCUGCCGUGACGUUUUCACAUAUUGUCGUGUCUUAAUUGCAGUUUUCAUUGUAUGUUUGUUGGGAUUUUUUUUAACAUGACAGAACAAUAAUUUUUUUCCACGAGCCAUUUGGGAACUAAGAAAGAUGUUGCCUUAGAAAAUAACAAAAUGGAGAUUUUUUUUUUAUGUCAAUAUGUAAAAUACUUCAUUAGCAGAGAACUGAUAGUUUUCACAUGGAGGGGGCAGCAUCAUGUUGUGCUGGUGGUGGUGGUGGAGGGGUUUGGUUCUUUUUCAUCAAAUCUGCUUAAAGUUCAUUCAGAGCAAUUUGAUAUGAAUUCUCUGAAUUGCCAAACCUUUCAAAAAUUCUAUUUGUAAAUCAUUUUAAAAAGCGUCUAUUUAUCUUCCUCAUUUAUCUCUCAUGCUGCAUGGAGCGUUGGUGUCUCCUGGGCCGGUAGGGCUGCAGCCCAGGGCGCCAUGUUUUACUUUUCUUUGGGGGCAAAGGGGCUGAUUUUGUAAUGUUUUUUUUUUUUCUUUUGCAAACUUUGUACCUUAUAUAAAACUUAUAUGCCUGUAUGAAGUGUGGUGGUUUUAAUAUUGUAAUUUUAAAAAAAAAAUCUAUACUCAAAUAUUCAAAAAUUCUGAAGUUAAGCUACAUGUGUUUGGGACCAAGCCAUCUCACAUGGGACGGGUAUGUAUCGGCCCACCUGUUGAUGUACUGCAGUUUGCAUGAGGUGAAUGCUUUUUCUUUGUUUGUUUGUUUGUUUGGGUAGGGCACCAGAACUGACCUCAUCUUGCCAAAUCCGGCCCUGGGUCAGUGAAACAUGUAGACGUUUCUAAUUGUAACUUGUCAAAAUGUAAAAAAAACCAAAGAAAAAAUCAACUGGGUCUGAACAUUUUUGCAAGCCUGAACACUUGAUCCUGUAAGUUGUGUUCGUAUCUGUCCAGUGCGGCGAUCCUUUAGCCGAGCUCCUGAUGGACAGAUGAGCUGCGAACUGAUCUGGGAGCUGCUUUAUUUUCAGAGCAUCAACUCAAAUCAAUCGGAAACCUAAUCCAGCUACGUUCUGUAGCGCACAAACCUGUUCUGUGCUCUGAUAUUCUCUGUCUUGGUGUGUGUGUGUGUGUGUGUGUGUGUGUGUGUGUGUGUGUGAGACAGUUUUGCAGCUUGCAGAGUCUUGUUUUCAGUUUAUGAUACCUUAUCAGACAUGUCUGUGACGCUAAUUGCGACCGUUUUGUUGAAUGUUGUCAGAUAUUUGUUAGAAAAUCGGUCAAAUACAUGUAGGCUUGUUCAAAUGAUUGAUUAAAUGAAGUAUAUAAAAUACUUGAA